Plodia interpunctella (Indianmeal moth) is the source of this 1192-nucleotide messenger RNA. Its product is annotated as coiled-coil domain-containing protein 42 homolog. NCBI's taxonomy places the organism in Eukaryota, Metazoa, Arthropoda, Insecta, Lepidoptera, Pyralidae. The transcript has 7 exons. The record is from RefSeq and is a predicted model, not a curated record. The coding region runs from base 101 to 1096 and encodes 331 amino acids.
CGGAAGUUGCUUAGCAACGUUAUAAUUUAUCAAGUAACAUUUCAAUACACAGGCUCAAACGAAUUUUCUAUAAGUAAUUUAUUUUUAUAAAGUCGUGAUCAUGAAGAAAGUGAUGAAGGAUCUUGCCCCGAUCGCGUUGCCCCACGGUCCGCCGGUGGAAUGCGCAGAAGAAUAUUACAAAUCUAUGAUGGAGAGCGCUAGUAUGGUGAAGAAGUACCCAGUAUGGGACGUGGCACGUCCUACGCCUCAAGUCCUGAUGGAGCAGGCGCGUCGCGACCUGAUGGAGGCGGAUGAGAAGCUAGCCGUGAAGCGCGUCGAGGAACAGAAGAACAGAGCCAUCAUGGACGCCAAGUGGAAGGAGUUGAGAGAGAAGGAGGUGGUGUUGAAGGAGUCUUUCAUCAGCUUCAAUAAGUUCAUCAGAGAAAACCAAGAGAAGCGCGAACGAGCUGAGCGCAAGAUGGAGGCAGACUCCGAAGUCCUGGAUCGUAAGACCAGGGAGACGGACGCGAUGCGGGACCGCGUCGAGGAAAUGGAGGAAGUGAAGGCUCUGAUGGAGAAGCAAGUACGGGACUACACUAUAUACGAGGACUAUUUGAUGGCAGUCGUUCAAAGUCAUCCCGAGUUCAAGCAGCCCCUGGAUGUUCUCAAUCGCUAUGAAGCUUUAGCUGCCGCCAAGAGCACCCUGGCCGAGCGUCAGGAGCGAGACCUGGAGAUGCUGGAGAACGCCCGCCAGGAGAUAGGGAACCUGACCGAGGAGAAGAAGCUAUUCAUCAUGGGUCUGAACAACACGCUCGCCAAUUUGCGGUGGCGUUACGACAAAGUUCGAAACAGAGUUAUAAAAUGGGAGUUGGCUCUGAACCGCUUGAAGGAAACAGCUGCUAGACGUCAUGUGGAACUUUGUCACGUGAAGUCGGCUAUCUGGAGUUUGUACACGAAGAUCUGCAAGCAGAAGGGGCUGACCAUCGACGUGAAGCCGGCGGACUUUGAGCAACAGCUCGUGGUCAUCAUGAGAGCUUUGUUGGAGUUGAGGAGGAUCUACAGGAUUGCCCAUAAGAGGUCUAAGGAAAAGGACGCUACAUCCAUGGGUACUCAGUAAGCGGCGAGGAGUGUUUACCCAGCGAAAUAUAUUUCGUACAUUUGUAAUGUUUGUUAGAUAAAUCAUGUGUUCAUAUAAUAAAUGUUAGCUUUUUCA